UGUAAUCACUAAUCCUGUACGUACUGUUUGAAAAGAUUGUCAGAAAAUGUUUCGUUUCAAGGAUAUGCUGAUGCGGAGAAAGUUCAACUGAUGGUAGCUAAUCAGGCGGUGGAGGACUAUUGUUUUUCCAAAAUCCUCAUGUACAUUCCUGACCUUAAAACAGAUACCGACAGAUUAUCUGAUGCCAUCGAACUUCUUAGAAAUCAUCGUUACAGAAUACUCAACAAUCAGUCUUUAGAGGCGUCCAGGUCGAUGGGAAUCAAUUGGAUUGCAGUAAUCAAUCUGUACAAUGAGCAACUGAAGACGGUACAGAACAUUCUGGCAAGGGCCAUGCUGAACAAUAUAGAUGACUUCAGACGAAAUGCAAACAUUCUGAUCGGGAUAACAAUGUCCGCACUAGUCUUCAUCGCACUUGUAGAGCCUUUUCUUUUCUGGGCUAACAUCAAUAAAACCUACUCACUGGUGAAAGUGCAAACCAAAAACACGAUACAACUAACCAAGUUAACUGAGGUUUUGUGUCGUGAGAAAAAGAGAUCAGACGAUUUGAUUUACAAGCUGGUACCCGCUGACAUUGCCAAGAAGCUCAAAAAUCACAUCGCUGUCACCCCUGAGAUCUUCGACUCUGUUUCAGUUUUGUAUGCUGACAUCGUUAAUUUCACCCUGAUAUCUUCAUAUCACUCUGCUACUGAAGUUGUCAACCUGCUCAAUUACCUGUUUUGUCUCAUUGACAAACUCACAGAUAAAUAUGAAGCUUUCAAGGCCGACACUGUAGGUGAUGCCUACGUAGCGGUGACUGGCUUGCCAACAUGUGGAAGCAAAGCGACAAGCGAGAGUGUGACUAACAUUGCCCACUUGGCUCUAGAAAUGUUGGGACAGCUAAAUAAUCUGGACCACGAGAAUGAAUCCAUGUGCGAGGUGAAACUCCGGAUAGGCCUUGCAACUGGACCAGUCUCUGUGGGAAUGAUCGGAAUGAAGAUUCCUAAAUAUUGUGUUUUCGGUGAGACGGUUAACUUGGCCACUGCGAUGGAAGAGCGCAGUCAAGCUAUGAGGAUCCUGAUUACUAAGUAUACUCGAAAUUUCCUGGCGGACACGGGAAUAUUUGAGACGCUCUUCCGCGGACAGUUCAAAAUCGACGAUACAAUAGUAGACACGUAUUGGCUGGUGGGGAGCUCCUGCAUCGACAAGGGUCUCGACAUAUUCAACAGCAACCAGAACAAGAAGGGGGGAGGAGUCCUGAACAAGCGUAUAAAACAGAAACAGAUGGACCAAGUGCCGCCUCCCUACGAAGACGCAACCCCGAUGGUUCCUGUAGUGAGUGGGGUAGAAACACAGCCUCAAGGUAAAGAUCGGCUGACGACAGUUCUCGGAUCUGCUGUGAUUGGUGGGGAAAAGGAAAUCCCUGUUUCUGAAACAUAAGGAAACUGUUUUACCAGUGUAUUGUUGCGAUAUUACUGAUCACAAGAAUGAUUUAAUAGACCUCCUUCGAGAGCUUACUAAAACUC
Messenger RNA from Bolinopsis microptera, 1502 nucleotides. Its product is annotated as atrial natriuretic peptide receptor 2-like. Lineage: Eukaryota; Metazoa; Ctenophora; Tentaculata; Lobata; Bolinopsidae. Gene Ontology annotation, biological process: nitric oxide-cGMP-mediated signaling; cyclic nucleotide biosynthetic process; response to oxygen levels. The transcript is spliced from 8 exons. The coding region runs from base 91 to 1416 and encodes 441 amino acids. Gene Ontology annotation, cellular component: guanylate cyclase complex, soluble. The record is from RefSeq and is a predicted model, not a curated record. Gene Ontology annotation, molecular function: guanylate cyclase activity.